Coregonus sp. 'balchen' is the source of this 5045-nucleotide messenger RNA. The record is from the annotation of a GenBank genome assembly. NCBI's taxonomy places the organism in Eukaryota, Metazoa, Chordata, Actinopteri, Salmoniformes, Salmonidae.
CAGGCUCCUGCUGCCAGCCAGUCCUUCUGGAUGUCCAAGUACAAAGUCUUUGUGAUGAGGCAUGGAGAAGGGGCCUGGACCAAAGAGAACCGCUUCUGCAGCUGGGUGGACCAGAGGCUGAGUGAGGACGGCGUCAAGGAGGCCCUGGCGUGCGGUCACCUCCUGAGGGAAGCAGGCUACCACCUGGAUGUGGUCUUCACCUCCCUGCUCAGCCGCUCCAUCCACACAGCCUGGCUGCUGCUAGAGGCCAUGGGGCAGGAGUGGGUCCCAGUGGUGAAAUCGUGGAGGCUGAAUGAGCGCCAUUAUGGUGCUCUGAUCGGGCUCAACCGCGCCGAGAUGGCCCUAAACCAUGGUGAGGAGCAGGUGAAACAGUGGAGGAGGAGUUACGACCUCACGCCACCGCCUAUUGACAAAUCACACCCUUACUUUCUGGAGAUCUACAACGACCGGCGGUAUUCUACUUGCGAUGUUUCUAAAGAGGAUCUACCGAUGUCGGAGAGCCUGAAGGAUGUCUUAGAGAGGCUCCAGCCAUACUGGGAUGGCACCAUUGUGCCAGAGAUCAAACAGGGGAAAUCGGUGCUCAUCUCUGGGCAUGGGAAUAGCUGCAGGGCACUGCUGAAACACUUACAAGGUAUAACUGGUUUAAAAUCAAAUCAAAUGUUAUUUGUCACAUGCGCCGAAUACAACAGGUGUAGACCUUACAGUGAAAUGCUUACUUACAAGCCCUUAACCAACAAUUCAGUUUUAAGAAAAAUAAGUGUUAAGUCAAAAAUAGAUACAAAUAAAAAAUUAUUAAAGAGCAGCAGUAAAAUAACAGUAGCGAGGCUAUAUACAGGGGGUACUGGUACAGAGUCAAUGUGCGGGGGCACAGGUUAGUCGAGGUAAUGGAGGUAAUAAGUACAUGUGGGUAGAUUUAAAGUGACUAUGCAUAGAUAAUAAACAGAGUAGCAGCAGCGUAAAAUAGGGGGUGGGGGGGGACAAUGCAAAUAGUCUGGGUAGCCAUUUGAUUAGCUGUUCAGGAGUCUUAUGGCUUGGGGUAGAAGCUGUUAAGAAGCCUUUUGGACCUAGACUUGGUGCUCCGGUACCGCUUGCCGUGCGAUAGUAGAGAGAACAGUCUAUGACUAGGGUGGCUGGUGUCUGACAAUUUUUAGGGCCUUCCUCACCGCCUGGUCUGUAGUGCGUUGCGGCCGGAGGCCGAGCAGUUGCCAUACCAGGCAGUGAUGCAGCCAGUCAGGAUACUCUCGAUGGUGCAACUGUAGGAACUUUUUGAGGAUCUGAGGACCCAUGCCAAACUCCUGAGUGGCGCAGUGGUCUAAGGCACUGCAUCGCAGUGCUAACUGUACCACUAGAGAUCCUGGUUCGAAUCCAGGCUCUGUCGCAGCCGGCCGCGACCGGGAGACUCAUGGGCGGCGCACAAUUGGCCCAGCGUCGUCCAGGGUAGGGGAGGGAAUGGCCGGCAGGGAUGUAGCUCAGUUGAUAGAGCAUGGCGUUUGCAACGCCAGGGUUGUGGGUUCAAUUCCCACGGGGGGCCAGUAUAAAAAAAAUAUGUAUUCACUAACUGUAAGUCGCUCUGGAUAAGAGCGUCUGCUAAAUGACUAAAAUGUAAAUCUUUUCAGUCUCCUGAGGGGCUUUGUCGUGCCCUCUUCACGACUGUCUUGGUGUGUUUGGACCAUGAUAGUUUGUUGGUGAUGUGGACACCAAGGAACUUGAAGCUCUCAACCUGCUCCACUAACGCCCCGUCGAUGAGAAUGGGGGUGUGCUCGGCCCUCUUUUUCCUGUAGUCCACAAUCAUCUCCUUUGUCUUGAUCACGUUGAGGGAGAGGUUGUUAUCCUGGCACCACACGGCCAGGUCUCUGACCUCCUCCCUAUAGGCUGUCUCAUCGCUGUCGGUGAUCAGGCCUACCACUGUUGUGUCGUCGGCAAACUUAAUGAUGGUGUUGGAGUCGUGCCUGGCCAUGCAGUCAUGGGUGAACAGGGAGUACAGGAGGGGACUGAGCACGCACCCCUGAGGGGCCCCCUUGUUGAGGAUCAGCGUUGCAGAUGUGUUGUUACCAACCCUUAACACCUGGGGGCGGCCCAUCAGGAAGUCCAGGAUCCAGUUGCAGAGGGAGGCGUUUAGUCCCAGGGUCCUUAGCUUAGUGAUGAGCUUUGAGGGCACUAUGGUGUUGAACGCUGAGCUGUAGUCAAUGAAUAGCAUUCUGUUCCUUUUGUCCGGGUGGGAAAGGGCGGUGUGGAGUGCAAUAGAGAUUGCAUCAUCUGUGGAUCUGUUGGGGUGGUAUGCAAAUUGGUCAGCGCAUGCUCGGAGUACCCGCCUCUGGAUGAGCGUUUUCCUGUUUGCUAAUGGCCUUAUACAGCUCAUUGAGUGCGGUCCUAGUGCAAGCAUCGUUUUGUGGUGGUAAAUAGACAGUUACGAAAAAUAUAGAUGAAAACUCUCUUGGUAAAUAGUGUGGUCUACAGCUUAUCAUGAGAUACUCUACCUCAGGCGAGCAAAACCUUGAGACUUCCUUAAUAUUAGAUUUUGUGCACCAGCUGUUGUUUACAAAUAUACACAGACCACCACCUAUUGUCUUUCCAGAGGCAGCUGUUCUAUCUUGCCGAUGCAGCGUAUAUCCCGCCAGCUGUAUGUUAUCCAUGUCGUCGUUCAGCCACGACUCAGUGAAACAUAACAUAUUACAGUUUUUAAUGUCCCGUUGGUAGGAUAUCCGUGAUCGUAGUUCGUCUAUUUUGUUAUCGAAUGAUUGUAGGUUGGCUAAUAGGACUGAUGGUAAAGGCAGAUUACCCACUCGCCGUCGGAUCCUUACAAGGCACCCCGACCUACGUCCCCGAUAUCUCUGUCUCUUUCUCAUGCAAAUGACAGGGAUUUGGGCCUUGUCGGGUGUCUGAAGAAAAUCCUUCGCGUACGACUCGUUAAAGAAAACAUCUUCGUCCAGUAUGAGUUGAGUAAUCGCUGUCCUGAUAUCCAGAAGCUCUUUUUCGGUCAUAAGAGACGGUGGCAGAAACAUUAUGUACAAAAUAAGUUACAAAUAACGUGAGAAAACACACACAAUAGCACAAUUGGUUAGGAGCCCGUAAAACGGCAGCCAUCUCCGGCGCCAUUGACUUUGUGUGUGUGCAACCCACUAGGCUCGACUGCAUCAUCUGCACCAUUAUUACUAUUGACGUUUGAUGCACUGCUAUUGUUCUUUUUAGUUCUCUUUUGUUACUGCAGAUAUUAGUAUGAGCUGCAUGGCCACUUUCUCUUUCACUUGCAUUUGAAUGUUUGAAUCCACAAACACCCUUCUAGGGGAGUUCGCUAGGCCCUCCAUGCUUUAGGCCUAGCUCGUAACUAUCAUUCACUCCCAUUUGGUUUAUAGCAAUAUAUAUGAGUUCCAGAAAUGGCACGAGGUUGAACUUGUACAAAAAGGGCACUAGGUUUAUGUUACAUCAGACUACUGCCAUGAGAUCCACAUUGACCUUUUAGCUCCUCCACUGGGUCACCCUGUAACUUUAUAAACGGUUAUGUAAUGGGGAUAUUAUAAAUCAUCUAUGCUAUAUAGCUGGAAUUUUUGUUUAAGAUGACCUACAUUAUAGACCUACAGUAGUCUGUUACGCAUAAUACAGUUAUUCCCUUAUCUGUUUAUUUUGAUUUGGUUUUAAUUGGUUAUUGAGCGCUCAGACAAGCUUACUUCAGAUAGCCCAUGUACAGAAAUCAGAAAUGUUGGUAGCGCUUUACAUAACAACAUGGGAUAAAGCUGUACUAACAUAAUGGUUAUAUUAUGUUCAUGGUGAUAGCAUAAUAGUAUGCCACGGGUUGUUUGUUUACUGUGGUUCACAGCAGCAGAACACUACAAAUCAAACAUUCUCUCUAUUAUUUCAACAGGUAUAUCAGAUGCUGAUAUCGUCAACGUGACGUUACCCACAGGAACACCCAUUCUGAUUGAGCUGGAUGAGAACUUCCGGCCCACCAAACCCAUGCAGCUCCUGGGAGACCAGGAAGCCAUCCAGGCAGCCAUCAGGAAGGUGGAGGAUCAGGGGAAGGUCAAACAAACAGCCUGAUUGGCCUGAAUCUAGUCAACUGGAUUCUUGAUUCAAAAAUCUAGUCAACUGAACUCUAGUCAUUAUAGAUACUAGUGAUUGUAGAAUCUAAUCAACUGGAUUCUAGUAAUUCUGUAGUGGAUUCUAGAAUCUAGUCAACUGGCUGUAAGACUCUUAAUAUAUGAAGUUGCCCAGGCCCGGGCUAGCACUUAUUUGGUUGCCUGUUAUGCACCAUUAAUCAGAUUCACUCAAAACUGAAUUCUUCAUUUAAUUAAAUUCAUAGUAAUUAAAUUCAUAGUAAGUACAUGUUAUUGUAGCCAGUAAGUCUCACAGUGAAUUUACUGUAUGCAGAAUUGUGGUAUGGACUGAACCCAGACUACCCUAUUUGGUGCAACAAGGAAACGAAAUAAUAUUGUUCAUACAGAAAUAAGUGGUGUGCAUUAACAAGCAUAUUUGGUAAUAGGCUGACUAGGCUUGUAUUGAGGCAUUUUGGCAUUAAAGAAAUACUAGCAUGUGAAACCAUCACAUGUGCCUUCACUGCCAUUAUUCUCCAUUUCUGUAGGACUUUGCAAUGCAAUUUUGAAUUAUGACUGUGACAGAAUACAGAAUCUAGCAGUAGAAUAUGAGCCAGACCAACAGGUACAAGUUGUGUUAUUUAUCAAGAAACUCUUUCAAAGCACUUCAUAACAAGUAUUACCUCAUUGAGACUGAAAGCCAGGCUAUUCACUCCAAGACAGGUCGGUGAUUGUGUGAUCUAAGCUUUUUUUGGUACAGAAAUGCUGUAAAUGUGUUGUUGAAAAAGAGAGGUCAAACUUGAUAAGAACAUGUCCGCUCAUAUGCUACAUGCUAGUUUAAGAGAAGUUCAUAUGAAAUAACUACAGCGCUUAUGCGAUUAAUCAUAAAAUACCUACGUUGACAUGCUGAUUUAUGAUUUGCAGUAUAUUGCGGUAUAAUUUGACACAAAAGCUUGUCGUUUCAAUUUGUGACCCACCACCUGGAUUCGGUCCUAUGUAGCAACAUUUGAAAUUGUG